Molecule: messenger RNA, 794 nt
Organism: Abrus precatorius (Indian licorice)
Lineage: Eukaryota; Viridiplantae; Streptophyta; Magnoliopsida; Fabales; Fabaceae
Product: ferredoxin C 2, chloroplastic
Exons: 6
Coding region: 36-578 (180 amino acids)
Biological process (GO): electron transport chain
Molecular function (GO): electron transfer activity; 2 iron, 2 sulfur cluster binding
Source: RefSeq, a predicted model, not a curated record
ACUUUGUCUGUGUGUUGUGUCAGCGCUUAAAGAAGAUGGCACUUCCCCUUCUUCGAAUUCCAGGUACAUGCUGCAUUCCACUCAAGAAGCAAUCUUUCCCUUCCAAUAGCCGCCGCAAAACGACUUCUGCGACGGCGGAGCUCCAAACGCCUGUGGUUCGGACGGGGGGAACUGGUUACCAGUCUCCGUCUGUUAAUGUUCCAACCCACAAGGUCACGGUCCACGACAGACAACGAGGUGUCGUUCACGAGUUCCUCGUACCCGAGGACCAGUAUAUAUUGCAUACUGCUGAGUCCCAGAAUAUUACCCUUCCAUUCGCUUGCAGGCAUGGUUGUUGUACUAGCUGUGCUGUACGUAUAAAGAAUGGACAGAUUAGACAGCCAGAGGCACUUGGGAUAUCUGCUGAAUUGAAAGAGAAGGGUUAUGCACUACUUUGUGUGGGCUUCCCAUCCUCUGAUGUUGAAGUAGAAACUCAAGAUGAAGAUGAGGUAUAUUGGCUUCAAUUUGGACGCUAUUUUGCCCGAGGACCAGUGGAAAGAGAUGACUAUGCCUUGGAGUUGGCCAUGGCUGACGAAUAAGCUGUGUAGAUAAUGUGAGAAUCAUUAGAGCAUAUAAUGCGAAUUUUCUCUUUUUCCAUUUUUUUUUCAUGUCUCUACUAUAUUGUCUUUAUUUAUUUUAUUCCCUAUAUAUAUACUAUUGUGAAAAUUCCCUAUAUGUCUUUUUUCCCAAUUUAACUAUUGACAUGGCAUAGAAAAUGUAGGUAAAUUCGCCAAAAAGUAGUCAAUUCACCGGGG